This is a messenger RNA of Thrips palmi, 1669 nucleotides long. Its product is annotated as phenoloxidase-activating factor 2-like. Gene Ontology annotation, molecular function: serine-type endopeptidase activity. Gene Ontology annotation, biological process: proteolysis. The record is from RefSeq and is a predicted model, not a curated record. The coding region runs from base 132 to 1502 and encodes 456 amino acids. Lineage: Eukaryota; Metazoa; Arthropoda; Insecta; Thysanoptera; Thripidae. The transcript has 5 exons.
AGGAGUGGCGAAGCGAGGCGCACUCUGGGCAAGGAAUCGAGAAACACUCGAGCAGAGACCGGCCGGUACUGCGGUGCAGAGACCACCAGUGGUCCGGGAGUCAGUGUGCUAGAGCUGGAGCGCUGGAGCCGAUGGCAGCGACCGCGAGACUCGUUGCCGCCGCCGCCGUGGUGGCCGCGCUGGCCGUCGUGACGCCGGGGACGUCGGCGGCGUGCGUCGCGGCCAAAGACGAUGCCGCGCCCACGCCCACGGACGCGGAGCUGUGCGAGCUGUUCGGCGGCGCGUCCUGCCCGCGGACGUGGACGCAGAGGGGCGGCAGGGCGGUGAGGCAGGCCGAGGACCUCAACACGGACGAGAUCUGCAAGAUCUUCGGCGGGCCGUCGUGCCCCGCCGACGACGACAAGGUGUACGAACCGUGUACGUGCCGCGGGGGCAGUGCCGGCAGUGCGGGGUGCCAGUGCGUGCCGUACUACAUGUGCCCCGGCCGCCUCGACGACAAGGGCGACGAGGAAGACAGCCUCAUCGACAUCCGCCAGCAGACCCGAGACAACUCGACGUGCGACCACUACCUGCACGAGUGCUGCCUCCCCUCCGGCCCGCCGAGCGCCGAGACCGCCCCGAACCCAAGCCCAUCCACGCAGGGGCCUCGAGACGCCUCCACGCCCGCGCCCCCGCAGCUCUGUGGGGUGCGCAACAGACUCGGCGUCGGCACCCGGAUUUCGGGCGGAUUGAACGACGAGACCAACUUCGGUGAAAUCCCCUGGAUGGUGGCCGUCUUCAGGAAGCGCGGCGACGGGGCCGAGUACCUGUGCGGCGGCGGCCUCAUCGCCCCCAACGUGGUCCUCACCGCGGCCCACUGCGUCAUAAACGACGUGUCGGGCUCCAGCCUGUUGGUCCGUGCGGGCGAGUGGGACUCCCGGACGGAGGCCGAGGUCUACAAGCACCAGGACCGCGACGUGGAGAACGUCAUUAUCCACCCCGACUACAAGCGCAAGACGCUGCACAACAACAUGGGGCUGCUGGUGCUGAGGGAGCCCGUGAGGAUCGGCUACCACAUCGGCACCAUCUGCCUGCCCGAACAGGACCAGAACUUUGACUUCAACACCUGCCUCGUUAGCGGCUGGGGCAAAGACAAGUUCGGCAAGGAUGGCGUGUACCAGAACAUCCUGCGCCUCAUCGAGGACCUGCCCGUGGUGCCACACGCCGAGUGCCAGGACAAGCUGCGCCGGACCAGGCUGGGGGCCAAGUUCAUCCUCCACAAGACCUUCAUGUGCGCGGGCGGCAUCCAGGGCCGGGACGCCUGCACGGGCGACGGAGGCAGCCCGCUGGUGUGCCCGAUGACACAAGACGACGACUCCCGCUACGUGUACGCCGGCAUCGUGUCGUGGGGCAUCGGCUGCGGCACGGCAGACGUGCCGGGCGUGUACGCCGACGUGGCCAUGUUCAGGACGUGGAUCGAGGAAGCGCUCGCGCCGUACAACAUUCAGCUGUGCUCGUCGUGAAACUUCGCAGCAGAGACAAUGAGGCCGUGCAACCCGUUGCGUCUAGACGCCAAACUUGCCUGAGACCCGCUGCCGGAGUACCACGAGUACAGCCCGCGGCAGUAGUUGAGGCCCGGCUCGCCGCGCUGGCUAGCGGCCUCGGCCGCGUCCAGGAAGGGCAGGCAGGA